UUCCAAAUCAGGACACAGUCCAUCUUUGUUUAUUGUCUGACAUUUAUGGCAUGCACACUAAACUAAUCCAGGUCAUCUUCAGAAGACAUUUACUGUCAGUGACUCAUUUCUUUGCUUGUUAUUUUCAGCUAACCAACCUCUGCUUCUUGCCCAAGGAAUGUUAAAUUUGAUGAGCUGUUGUUAUCUUAAUGUGCUAUUAAUAUUAUCUGUGCAGAAAACAGUUUCAUAAGCUAUAUUUUAUUUUAUUGUUACCAUUAUUGCAUGCAAAUAUUAGAAUUUGUUUAUUUGAAUCUUCAAACCUAUUAUAUAUUUUGCAAAAUCACUACUUAGCAUUAGUUUUUACUUGCAACAUACAUUUUAACUUGCACCUUGCACAGAAAAUGAAAAGCUGAAAAGCUUCUCAGCUGCAUGAGAGAUGUCAAGGUGUGAAACCAUAAACCAAAGACAGAACAUUUUUUAACCAGGAAAUAUGUGACCAUUUUACUUUACAUUCCUACUUAAAAGGAACUACUCUAUCCAUUUUAGCUGUAGCUGGUUCUGAUUACUGAAAGGAAAGUAAAUACGUUGCAAAGUAAAACUAACUGGAUCUGAUUUGUACAAAAUUGGAAGUCGACCAGACCCUUAAAUAGGUCAGAUAAUCAGUGUUUGCUUGAACCCUAUCUAACACUGAUAACACAGAUAACCUUUACAUGACACCAGUUGUUCUUCUGAAGAACAGCUUGAGAAAACUGAACCUCUUUUGUCUUGUUACUUGAAAGCCUUAUAUAGUUGUCACAGAAGCAGCUUAUUAACAUACAGACAGGGUUUGUUUCGUUUCUUGUAAUCUUUUUGUGUUUUUCCCCUUGAGAAGAGCAAUCACAAUGUUGAUCAGAGGCCAAUAGCUGUACUUGAGAUUUCUAGUUGAACGUGGAUCUGUUGUGUGGCGUGUUAUGAUAGAUAUACCUUUAAACCACAGUUUGAGGUUAUUGAUUCUUAACAAACCAGAUGUAUGUGAUGUCUAAUGCGAGCACAUUUCUGUCUGCUGCUGUGGCCUGAAAAGAGAGAGUUCCUGCCAGUGUUAGAGCAUACUUUUCUAAGAGGCCUUUUGUUGGGAACCGUUGUGAUGUUGCCUCUCUGUUGCCUGUUUUAGGGCCAACCUUUGAAUGGUUCCCCAGAUGUGGUUCAGCAUCUUCAGUUCUCCAUCGCUUUUCACCACCAGAUGUUCUUGUGUUUUCUUUUAGGUUCUUAUUCCGAUCCAAACUAUCUCUGUUGCUUUUUUUAAGAGACAGAGAAUUUUCCAUUCUGUCAUUGUGUCACUCCACUGGAAGUUUAUAAUUUUGUUUGGCCAGAAUAUAUUUAGGGUUCUCUGCUUCUUUUCAGAAGACAGGUAGUUGGUGUGAUCACUGUCUGUUACAGUCUAUCAUUCUUAGCAAAAAAGAAAAAUGGAAAGUUCUAGAUGCUGUGCUGCUGACCUAAAAACAUUGUUUUGAAUUUCAACAGGUUGCUGAGACAGGGCUCCUUUGUCCUAUAAUGUGGGAAACUCUUCACAUGAGGAUCUCUGUUGUUCACAAGGAUCAGUGAGGGAUUUAGGGUUGCAUCCCCAGCUGCGUACGUGUAUCAGCCACAGUGCUCCAGGCUCACUGGAAAAUCAGCAGCAGGAAAGGUUAUUGACAUCCUGUGGUUGAAUAUUGGCACCUUGGAAUCGACAGGACCUCUUCAUCACAGGGAUUCAAACCACUGACUUCAAGAGAGCUCCUGUAGAACGCUUAGCCACUAUGUCCUAGCUAAAAGAAACCUAACUCUGUCUCUGCAUACCCUUGCCCUUUUUUACCACAAUCUCUGUGUCCUCCUCCCCCUACUGGUCACCAUCAGCGUCCCGUCCAGCGUGAUGAGCAGUUUGCAUCAGCAACAUCAUGGCAACACAGGCUCAGAGCGAGAUCUUCAGUCUGCCACCUCCUCUGUUAGUCUCCCAUCUGUUAAAAAGACCCCCAACAAGCGCCGUCUGUCCCUCUACUCACUGUUUGGCCGACGGUGCCGCCUUGACCCCAGGCGCAAAUCCAAGCCCCUGCAGGCUGGACUUGGAGUGGACAGCCCUGUCACCACUGAAAUUGUCCAGACAGAAACCUUCAACGACAAAACCUCCACCCACUCAGCACCAGGUGAAGCAUCAACCUCAUCAGUGUCAGGGUCUUCAUCGGAGUUCCUCGAGUGCCCCUUGUGUCUACUGCGCCAUGCCCGAGACCAUUUCCCAGACAUCAUGACCUGUCACCACCGCUCCUGUGCCGAAUGUCUGAGACAGUAUCUACGCAUCGAAAUCUCUGAGUCCCGUGUCAACAUCAGCUGCCCUGAAUGUUCGGAGCGCUUCAAUCCCCACGACAUACGAUUGAUCCUGGGAGACAAGGCCCUCAUGGAGAAGUAUGAGGAAUUCAUGCUGAGGAGGUGGCUGGUAGCUGAACCUGACUGUCGCUGGUGCCCUGCCCCGGAUUGUGGUUACGCAGUUAUCGCCUUCGGCUGUGCGAGCUGCCCAAAGAUCACCUGUGGACGUGAGGGCUGUGGGACAGAGUUCUGUUACCACUGCAAACAGCUGUGGCAUCCAAACCAGACAUGUGACACAGCCAGGCAACAGAGAGCCCAGAGUCUGCGGCUGAGGAGUUUCAGGUCCUCCUCCCUCAGCUACAGUCAAGAAAGUGGAGCCGCAGGUGAUGACAUCAAGCCGUGUCCUCGCUGUGCUGCCUACAUCAUUAAGAUGAAUGAUGGGAGCUGUAAUCACAUGACCUGUGCUGUCUGCGGCUGUGAGUUCUGCUGGCUCUGCAUGAAGGAGAUUUCUGACCUGCAUUACCUAAGUCCAUCAGGCUGCACCUUUUGGGGUAAGAAGCCAUGGAGCAGAAAAAAGAAGAUCCUCUGGCAGCUUGGCACUCUGGUCGGAGCCCCAGUGGGCAUCGCUCUCAUCGCAGGCAUUGCCAUCCCUGCAAUGAUCAUUGGAAUCCCGGUGUACGUGGGCAGGAAGAUCCAUAACCGCUACGAGGGCAAAGACAUCUCCAAACACAAGAGGAACUUGGUCAUAGCUGGUGGUGUGACACUGUCUGUUAUUGUGUCGCCUGUUGUCGCUGCAGUCACAGUCGGCAUUGGUGUUCCUAUCAUGCUGGCUUAUGUUUACGGAGUCGUACCGAUCUCACUGUGUCGGAGCGGCGGCUGCGGGGUGUCGGCCGGAAACGGCAAAGGUGUGCGAAUAGAAUUUGACGACGAGAAUGACAACAUCGGCAGCGGUGCAGCAGCAACAGAUACGACCUCUGUGGCAGAGACGCGUCUCAACAACCCCAGCCUGGGCGACGGUGCCAGUGUGGGGGGUCUGACGGGCCUCAGUCUCAGUGUCAGUGGCAGCCACAUGGAGCGCUGUGGCGUGAGCUCCGCUCAGAGAGACAACAUGAGCGACAACGCCAGCACCACAGCCAUGGCUGGGACCAGCAUCACAGGCAGCCUGUCCGGCAGCUGCUACAACAGAAUGGAAGUGCAGGCUGAUGUCCAGAAGGAGCGCUGCAGUCUGAGUGGAGAGUCAGCCACAGUCAGUCUGGGGACGGUCAGUGACAAUGCAAGUACAAAAGCCAUGGCGGGAUCCAUUCUUAACGCCUACAUGACCAUGGACAGAGACAAUGGUCUUGAAGUCCAGGCAGAUGUUGACCCCAAACUGCAGAAGGUGAGACACUCCAGUGCCAGCAGCAGCCUGGAUGAAGCCAGUAGCAGUAGCAGCACUGCAGCCCUCAAAGUAACCACCAGAGGCUCUGGUCCCUCCAGCUGUAGCUGCACACAGCAGGACAACCACUGCUGCCCUUCGUCUUCGACCUGCUCUCAGGAACCCUCCACCUCCACGGGCAGAAAGAGCAAAGGUAAGCUUUGGAAAAGAGCAAGUAGCAGAGACGACGAAGAAGAAGAAGAAGAAGAAACAAAGAUGAAGGAAACCCAAGGAGACAUGGAUGCUCAUCUGGUGGAGCAGCGCAGCACCAACUCCUCUGAGUUUGACUCUCCGUCACUCAGCGGGAGCCUGCCCUCCGUCGCCGACUCACAAUGCAGCCGCUCAUCGUCAGAGCUCGGCUGCACCGACCACGAAACCUUAAGACCAGCUCCUACUUCUUGCUCUGCACCGACAGACCUCCACGCUCAGCACCAAACCACUGCCUUCAGUAACGUCUCCUUCACGUCCAUGCCCGAGGUGGAAAACGACCGUCUGGAGCACUGUCCAUCCCAGAGCAGCCACGAGGCCUUGGUUCACCGCCUGCUGUCCACGUCUCCACCUGCUUCUCCAACAGAGGGCAGCAGUGGGAUGUUUCUGUUCAUCAGCGAAGAGGGUGCUGGUCACGUCACGGAAACGGGGCCAGAAAAUGACGAGAGCACUAGAGGAGGCAGCAGUCAUGCAGCAGUGGAACCUGUGAGCCUGACGAGGAGGAGCUGCGUACAAACAGACAUCUGAGGAAAACCUCAGGUGGAUACAGGAUGUCGACACGCCCCG
This is a messenger RNA of Cynoglossus semilaevis (tongue sole), 4483 nucleotides long. Its product is annotated as E3 ubiquitin-protein ligase RNF19A-like. NCBI's taxonomy places the organism in Eukaryota, Metazoa, Chordata, Actinopteri, Pleuronectiformes, Cynoglossidae. Bases 1868 to 4444 code for a protein of 858 amino acids. Gene Ontology annotation, biological process: protein ubiquitination. The record is from RefSeq and is a predicted model, not a curated record. The transcript has 11 exons. Gene Ontology annotation, molecular function: ubiquitin-protein transferase activity; zinc ion binding.